AUGUCACUCUCCUCAUUCAUUGACACCCUCCGUUCUCAGAGAUAUUCCCUCCUUCCAACCAACUCAUCACCCUCUUCACCUGACCUGCUCAAGACGUCAAGCUCGACGAAGAAGAAGUUGUUCCAAGCUACAGCCAUAGGUCUGGUAUUGCUGGUUAUUACUGGUUAUACUCUACGUCCAGGCGGUAAUAAUGGAAUACAGAAACAGGUUGUAGAUCCAUAUGAUCAGUACACAGAUCCUAAUUUCCACCAACCGAUAUCUCCUCCUGAGAUUGAUGUGGGAUCAGAAGAACCUCCAAGCAGCGGGAAUGACCCCUCUAGACCCAACCAGAUAGAUACAACUAACUGGGGAUUGACAGAGGAAAUGGGUUGGAAGCCGCCUAAGGUCGGACUGAAGGAUUUAGGAGAGGUAGCGGAGGGAAGGUAUAGGCUGGGAUUCGAGGCUGGGGAGGAAGGUACGAGGGAGUAUUAUCAGCGCCUGUACGAUUUCGCCCUUUCACUUCCUAUGCCCCUCCACUCCCCCCUCCUUUCCUCUCUAUUCUACCAUUCUCCACCUCACUACGAUGCUGUCGUCCCUUCCUACCCCCUAUCAUCCGGUACAAGGCGACCCCCAACCUCGAUGAUCUCCUACAAGUACAUCCAUCAAACAGAUAAAGAGUUCAACCCGGAUAACGACCUGACGAAAAUAUGGACAGAGAUGAAUAAACCUGAUGGUUGGGAACUGAACUUCUUAGACGAUAAUCAAGCGCAUGAGUGGAUGUUGAAACAUUUUAGGAAAUCUGAUGUCAGUUGGGCAUGGGAUUAUAUGCAUAGGGGUGUACUCAAAGCGGAUUUCCUGAGGUAUUUGUUACCUUUGAUUAUGGGUGGGGUUUAUUCGGAUGUUGAUACCCAACCCAUCCGCCCAAUAGAACAAUGGGGCCACAACUCCGUCGAAUACCUCGACCUAUCAUCCACAGAUGGUCAAUCUUGGAAAUCCAAAUUAUCCACGAACCCAGCUGUGAUAGUAGGUGUAGAUGUGGAUGUACACGCAUACGAAGGGUGGGAGAAUGGAUGGCCAAGAGCUCUGGGAAUCUGUCAAUGGACGUUAUCCUCUUCUCCUUCCCACCCCAUCUUUUUGGACGCAGUUAGGAGAGUAGUAAAUGCCACGAGGGUAGUGGAAACUUGGGAGAACUGGAGAUCAGCCGAAAUUGAAAAAUUAUUAGGAGAAGGUAGGGAAGCGGACGCACAGGAAUUACAGAAUCAGCAUAGAGAUAUGGCGAUGAAUGUCAUGGAGUGGACUGGACCUGGGUUGUUUACUGAUAGUGUACUUUCCUUCCUGCUCGCUCGAUAUAACGUAACAUGGCACCGACUCCGAGGACUCAAUCAUCCUCUGAGAAUAGGCGACGUCCUGAUAUUGCCUAUAACGGGUUUCAGUCCUGGUGGUCAACCUGAUUUCGGAGCAGAGGGACCAGACAGUGUACAAGCUAAUGUGUUGCAUAAUUUCAGAGGUAGUUGGAAAGGUGAUGGAGCGAGGAAGAAAUAA
This is a messenger RNA of Kwoniella botswanensis, 1521 nucleotides long. RefSeq lists its product as uncharacterized. Gene Ontology annotation, biological process: protein N-linked glycosylation. The transcript is spliced from 5 exons. Gene Ontology annotation, cellular component: mannan polymerase complex. Gene Ontology annotation, molecular function: alpha-1,6-mannosyltransferase activity. The record is from RefSeq and is a predicted model, not a curated record. Lineage: Eukaryota; Fungi; Basidiomycota; Tremellomycetes; Tremellales; Cryptococcaceae. Bases 1 to 1521 code for a protein of 506 amino acids.